Messenger RNA from Monosiga brevicollis MX1, 1803 nucleotides. RefSeq lists its product as uncharacterized. Gene Ontology annotation, cellular component: vacuole. Bases 1 to 1803 code for a protein of 600 amino acids. Gene Ontology annotation, molecular function: beta-galactosidase activity. The record is from RefSeq and is a predicted model, not a curated record. The transcript is spliced from 12 exons. NCBI's taxonomy places the organism in Eukaryota, Choanoflagellata, Craspedida, Salpingoecidae. Gene Ontology annotation, biological process: carbohydrate metabolic process.
AUGCAGUUUUUCGUUCGCAUCUUGGGCGUGGCCUUGGGCAUACUGGCAGCUGCGCUCGUGUUCCUAGCCUUCUCCCAUCAGCACGUACAGUCCCGGUCGCAGGCCCGGCAUUUCCACAAUAAAAACGUUCAAGUCCGAUCAAAUCGAGCAGCACUGGCUGUGUCCAGCAAUGGCUUUCUUCUGUACGGCCAUCCCUUUGACAUCUGGAGUGGCAGCCUUCACUACUUUCGCAUUCCCGCCGAAUAUUGGCUCGACCGUCUGGAAAUGGCCAAGCACAUGGGUCUCAACACCAUCAGCACCUACGUGCCGUGGAAUUUCCACGAAGUGGGCCCGGGCUCUUUUGACUUUGAGACCCAUGCGCAUGACCUAGCCCGCUUUCUCAACCUUGCUCACGAGGUUGGCCUGCGCGUGCUCAUCCGCCCUUCGCCGUACAUUUGUGCCGAGUGGGACUUUGGUGGCCUUCCAGCUCGCUUGAUGGCCAAUCCAGACCUCGAGUUGCGGAGCUCCAACGAUGCGUUCCUUGAUGAGGUUGAGCGCUAUUACGACGCCCUCAUGCCUAUUCUUCGGCCCCUGCAAGCCAGCAAUGGUGGUCCAAUCAUUGCCUUCUACGUGGAGAAUGAAUACGGUAGCUACGGGGCAGACCGCGACUACCUGCAGGCCUUGGUAGCCAUGAUGCGCGAUCGUGGCAUUGUGGAGCAAAUGUUCACCUGCGACAACGCUCAAGGAUUGUCUCGCGGCGCCCUACCCGGAGCCCUACAGACCAUCAAUUUUCAAGACAAUGUUGAGCGGCACUUGGAUCAGCUGGCGCACUUUCAGCCAGACCAACCUCUGAUGGUCUCCGAGUACUGGACGGGAUGGUUUGAUCACGAUGGCGAGGAGCACCAUACUUUUGACUCUGAGGACUUGGUCGAAGGCCUGCAAAAGAUUCUUGAUCGAGGGGCAUCCUUCAACCUCUACGUCUUUCAUGGCGGCACCUCAUUUGGCUGGAAUGCCGGCGCCAAUUCUCCAUAUGCUCCUGACAUCACGUCCUACGACUACGAUGCCCCGUUGAGCGAGCACGGCCAAGUGACCCCCAAGUAUGAGGACAUUCAGAUGGUUCUCAUGUCCUACGGUGCGGAGCAUCCCCGCCGUCCCCAUUACCACAGUAACAGCAACCCCUAUCAAGUGAUGGCAAGCCACCUGACUUACAUGGAGGAGCUGCCACACACAAACGGGCAGGGCUAUGUCCUGUACUCGACGAACCUCGAUCUCCAGGCCUCUGAGCGAACCUUGGUGAUCAACGGCAUUCGAGACAGAGUGAUCGUCUAUUGCAAUGGGCAGCGAAUUGCUCUCCUGCCUCUCAAAUACACUCAUGCUGCCACGCGUCUUUUGGACCUGCUGGUGGAGAACGCGGGUCGCAUCAAUUACGGGGAGGCAAUUGGAGAGCACAAAGGACUUGAUGAGGCCUUUUGGCUGGACGAAGAGGAACAAGCUCACAUGGCUGUCAUCCCCUGGGAUCGCAUGGGGCAUUUAACGGAUGACACGCCAGGUGCACCGCGCCUCUACCGCGCUUUCAUCCCGCGCCCUCCUGAUCUGGGCACGGGCGUGCCUGACACUUACAUUGACACGCGGGAUUGGGGGCGUGGUGCCAUGUUUCUCAAUGGCUUCAACUUGGGGCGGUUCUCGCGAGCCGGUCCGCAAUGGCAACUCUACCUGCCAGGACCAUUUUUCACACGCGAGACCAAUGAACUGGUCAUAUUGGAGACGGAUCCGCAAGCCGAGGUACCAACCACAGUCAAGUUUCUUGAUCACCCGCUUUGGUGA